Danio rerio (zebrafish) is the source of this 3046-nucleotide messenger RNA. The record is from RefSeq and is a predicted model, not a curated record. NCBI's taxonomy places the organism in Eukaryota, Metazoa, Chordata, Actinopteri, Cypriniformes, Danionidae.
GUGCGAUUUUGACCCGCCUCGCCGUGAUGACGUCAGCGCUGACGCGUUCAUUCAGCGUCGCGUCUUCAGAGCUGAGGUGAGUCGUUGACGCUUUUUCUCGUGUUUACACAACAAUAAAACACACUUUACAGUUUAUUAAAGCGACAAUCUGCGACUAGUUUCUGCAUUGAGUUCACCUCUAUCUGUGUGUCUGCUGACCAAAACAAUACAGCAGGCAGAGAGCAGCUCUGAGAGGACAAUAUGAGUGUUUGGAUUUAUCUGAGUAAUUUUUGUCCACGAUUGUAUGAGUAAUUUCGCAAAGUAUGAUAUGUGAAGGGGAAAAUGGGAAUCUGCUGCAUCAGAUGUAUUAACAUCGAUGCAUAAAUGAUUGAAUUGAUAGUUUUUAUUGCGUUUUUAUGUUCUUAAGUUCUUCUGUACAGGUGCUUCUGCUGACAAUCUUAAUGAUUUGUUAUGAAUGUGUUCGUAGUAUAUUAACUAUAGAUCUAAAUACACAUCAAUAGUAAAUUAAUCAAGAUUUCUCUGUUUAUUUUUUGAAGCUCUGCCUCCAUCAGUGAAAGACAAAGACAGAGUGAGAAGAUGAGUGAUCCAGAACCCUGCAGAAUUAAACAGGAAGAGACUGAAGAACUAAUAGAUGUGAUGGUGAAGGAGGAGAGCGAAGAACUGAGUGAAGAUGAGGAGAAACAUCAUGUCAAAACUGAAACAAUAUCUCACACAAAAACCGAACAAAGUUUUUUAAUGGAAAGAGCAGCUGAGAAUGGUUUCAUCUGCACUCAGUGUGGAAAGAGUUACAGCCGCAAAUGCGCUCUCAAGCUUCACAUGAGGAUCCACACCGGAGAGAAACCCUUCAAGUGUUCGCACUGCGACAUGAGCUUCUUUUGUUCGGGAUAUCUGAAAACACACGAGAUGACCCACACUGGAGAGAGACCGUUCGUGUGCGCGCAGUGUGGGAAGAGUUAUAGCCACAAAAACAACCUCAAGCUUCACAUGAGGAUCCACACUGGGGAGAAACCAUUCAAGUGUUCACACUGUGAGAGGAGGUUUAGUAAUGCAGGACACCUGAAACAUCACAGAAUGAUUCACACAGGGGAGAAACCGUUCACAUGUGCUCAGUGUGGAAAGAGUUUCACACGGCAGUCGUGUUUAGCACAGCAUCAGCAGAUCCACACUGGGGUGAGUAAGCAUGUCUGCUUAAUGUGUCAGAAGACUUUUAUUAGAGCUGGGAACUUGAGACAACACCAGAUGACGCACACUGGAGAGAAACCGUACACGUGUUCACACUGCGACAAGAGCUUCAGCCAGUUUAAAGUGCUGAAAAUACAUCAGAGGACUCACACUGGAGAGAAACCGUUCACAUGUACUCAGUGUGGGAAGAGCUUCACACAAUCUUCACACCUUAAUCGACACAUGCUGAUCCACACCGGAGAGAAAACGCACAUAUGUGAUCAGUGCAGCAAGACAUUUUUGAGGCCUUGCGAGCUGAAGAGACAUCUUAAAGUUCAUACAAAGAAAUCUUACUCUGUAAAAAAGCAACUAAGUCCUUCCUGAAAACUCGCCAGACAUCAGAUUCAAUGCUUAAAGGUAUGUUAAUCAAUUCAAAUCAUUUGUGUAAAGGUCACAUGUUCAGCUCAAUUGACCCUUCGCAAAGCCACACCCAGGGCGGGUGCAUCCAUAGAGGUGACCUAGGCGGCCGCCGAGGGCGGCAGAAUAGAGAGGGCGGCAUCCGAACACUUCCCGCACCACCCGCGACCACAGUUAUACCCGCGCCUAGGGUGGCAGAGAGGGCGGCAUCCGAAUAUCUCCCGCACCACCUGCGUCCGCAGUUAUAUCCGCGCCUAGGACGGCAGAAUAGAGAGGGCGACAUCCGAACAUCUCCCGCACCACCUGCGUCCGCAGUUAUAUCCGCGCCUAGGACGGCAGAAUAGAGAGGGCGACAUCCGAACAUCUCCCGCACCACCUGCGUCCGCAGUUAUACCCGCGCCUAGGGCGGCAGAAUAGAGAGGGCGACAUCCGAACAUCUCCCGCACCACCUGCAUCCGCAGUUAUACCCGCGCCAAGGGCAGCAGAAUACGUUCUUAGCUUUGAUAACCGGUCAUUUUUGUUUUCACUUUCGUUUGAGGGCGGUGUGAUCGUCCUUUGCCUAGGACGGCAGUUCAGCUUGCUCCGGCCCUGGCCACACCCAAAAACCACCACCCACCAAUCGUGGCUUAGCAACCGUAGCUACGCGCAGGGGCUCUGUCAAGCUUUCCAGCGAGGGAAACAGGCCAAAGCGUUGUGCUUAUUAUGGAUUGUGCAAAUCUAAUACCCAGUAUCCUAAAAGUUUAGACUGGAUGGUGGAAUUUUUACCCUUUUCAGAACCAAAAACCCAAGAGGAGAAACGCCAGCGUGGAUGAAGCCGUGUGAGGGGCGCUGAAGAAGCGGAGAUAAGUUGGUUUUGUUUUGAUAUUCCAGACACUUUCAGUGAUCGACCGACGACAAUAACUCACACACCCCUUACCCUAAACAGAUCUAAACUGUGUUACAAAAACACAAAGCCGCUUAUGUUUCACUUAUGUCUCAGGGCUCAACAAUAAGGACUGCCCGAUGGCCCGGGGCCAGCAUGAGAGAUGUUCGGUACAGUGGAGAGAAUCGUUACUGGCCCGAUCAGGCCAGUGCUGCCUUGUCAUCAAAUUUUUAUUUGCCUGCUACUAUCAAUUGUAUGCAAAAUUAGAAGUCUUAGAACCGAGAAACAAUUUGUGCUUUUAAGUCUCAGAAUGCUACGUUUUCUGUAAAGUCGUAAACCCCAUAUUGCUUUUUGGUUCCUUUUAUCUGAUUGGUUGUUGUGAGCACGUUAUUUUUUUUUUUUCCACAACCUGGUAAAAACCAGAACAGUGAAGAGAUGACAGCAUCAAAUUAUGAGGCUAAAAGAAAAAGUCUGUUUCCAACGAUGUGGAAAAAGAUAUUUACAUGGGGACAACACAACGAAAAAAACGAAGUGAUGUUUUGCAUAAUUUUCCAUCACUUUUAAGUCAGCCACUUUUUGUUUAGCAAUGAAAUACCUGCACAUUUU